This is a messenger RNA of Triticum aestivum (bread wheat), 1431 nucleotides long. Its product is annotated as beta-1,2-xylosyltransferease XAX1-like. The record is from RefSeq and is a predicted model, not a curated record. Bases 1 to 1431 code for a protein of 476 amino acids. Gene Ontology annotation, molecular function: glycosyltransferase activity. The transcript is spliced from 4 exons. NCBI's taxonomy places the organism in Eukaryota, Viridiplantae, Streptophyta, Magnoliopsida, Poales, Poaceae.
AUGAAAAUUAACAAGUUAUUGAUGAUUAUGAUAUCACUGAAGGACAUGCUCAUUCUUGCUACACAAUAUUUAUUUUUGUUCGCUGAUCCUGAACUUAAGAGUGACACUUUCAAGAUAAAGACAUAUUCAGAAAGUAAAUUAGGGAAAGAGGGACAACAUGCAUCCACCCCGGAGUCCAUUCCCCAUCCUGAAAUGGAUGGCUCUUCCAGCAAAUCUCCACAGUCAGCAACAGUUGCAGAGAUUGAAGUUCCAAAGCCUAAGGGUAGUAUCACUUGUGAUGAUAAGAGUAAAGACAAUGAUUUUCCCUAUGCAAGGCCAGUCGUCUGUAAGAUGUCCGGUGAUGUUCGGAUUGCUCCAGGAAGCUCAUCAGUCAUUCUCAGCAUGCCACUGUAUCAAAGUGCAGAAGGACGACGCGUUAGGCCAUAUGCUCGCCAUGAUGAUUCAUUGCCGCCUCUUGUGAGAGAAGUGGCCAUUAAAACAGUUGCAAAUGGAAGUGACGCUCCUGAAUGCAGCGUCGGACACGGCGACAUACCAGCAGUGGUCUUCUCGGUCGGCGGCUACACCAGAAACUUCUUCCACGACAUGUCGGACGUGCUGAUCCCACUGUACCUGACUGCCUUCCAGUUCAAAGGGCGGGUGCAGUUCUUCGUCACCGACUACAAGCAGUGGUGGCUCAAGAAGUAUAAACCGAUUCUACGGAGGCUGUCGCGCUACGACAUUGUCGAUUUCGACUCGAACAAUGAUGUGCACUGCUUCCACCAUGUGAUCCUUGGGCUGGUGAGGGACAGGGACCUGAUCCUUCGCCGACAUCCUACAAGAAACCCCAAGGGAUACUCCAUGGUAGGAUUCACAAGAUUCUUGCGCCACGCCUACGGUCUCCGACGUAACAGGCCAUUCGUCCUUGGCGAAAACCCCGGCAAGAAGCCGAGGAUGCUGAUCAUAUCUCGCCGAGGGACACGGAGGCUCCUGAACCUACACCGGGUGGAGGCCAUGGCGACGGCGCUAGGAUUCGACGUGACGGUCUCCGAGGCCGGUGGCAACAGCGUCAAGAGGUUCGCAGAGACGGUGAACUCUUGCGACGUGCUGGUGGCGGUCCACGGUGGAGGCCUGACUAACCAGAUGUUCCUCCCAGCGAAGGCUGUGGUGGUGCAGAUCGUGCCAUGGGGCGGGAUGGAGUGGAUGGCCACCAACUUUUACGGUGAGCCGGCGCGUGGCAUGGGCCUUCGGUACCUCGAGUACCAUGUCGCCGGAGAAGAGAGCAGCCUUGCACGGCGGUACCCGAGAGACCAUGCCGUGUUCAGGGACCCCAUGGCCAUCCAUGCGCAGGGGUGGAAGGCGCUGGCGGAGGUGGUGAUGACGCAGGACGUGAGGCUCGAUCUAGACAGGUUCACGCCGACACUCCUACGUGCCCUGGACCUUCUUCAAGAUUAA